UAUAUCCAUCGUGUAUAUCAACCAACCCACCGCAAUCACCCCCCUUCCUUUCGCCAUUGAAGGCUGCCGCCGUCGUCAGUCAUCACCAUGCCUCAGGAUAUGCCCCCACAGGGGGGCUAUUUGCCCGUGCAGUACAAGCGCAACAUCCCUGCCCGCGGCUUCCGCCCCAUCUACUACAUCGUCGGCAUGCACCUUGUCAUGGCCUACGGUUUCUACAAGCUCUUCUACGGUAUUCGUGAGCAGCACGAACUCGCCCGUGAGAAGAUCUGGGGUCGUCUGCACAUCCUCCCUCUGCUUCAGGCCGAGGAGGACCGUGACCAGGCCCGUCGGUACUUCGCCGACAAGGCUCGUGAGAAGGAGCUUCUCGGCACCGACUCCAAGGUCUACAACUCGAGCCGCUUCGUUCGCCCUACUUUCACCUAUACCCCCACCAACGUCACCCAAUAAGCACCCGGAAUAGAAAAUACGGGUGCGUUCAAUUAUGGUGUCAUCAAAAACCUCAAUUCCACCCCCAUCGGGGCGGAUCUUGCGCACAUGAUCUGAUCGGGGAGUUCAUGUGCAAGCAAAGAUGGGUCCAGAGUAUGCAGUUAUGGGCGUGUAGGCGGCGCUUCCGUGAGGAUAAAGAGGUGCACUGGGACUGUCAAGACGAGCUAUUGUAUGCUGUAGAUAUACCAACUAAAGAGACCGGCCAGUUCCGCAAUGCGUGUUUUUUUGUAUUUCUUUUCCUGCCAAGAGUGUGUCUAUCAACCGCUGCUUACAUUAGCUAGGCUGUGUGGCUGCAUUUCUCCGUAUGUGUCUAUGUGCUUUAUAUGCGAGAAUC
Messenger RNA from Aspergillus sclerotioniger CBS 115572, 820 nucleotides. Its product is annotated as putative NADH-ubiquinone oxidoreductase subunit GRIM-19. The record is from RefSeq and is a predicted model, not a curated record. Lineage: Eukaryota; Fungi; Ascomycota; Eurotiomycetes; Eurotiales; Aspergillaceae. The transcript has 4 exons. Bases 88 to 447 code for a protein of 119 amino acids.